AUAACGAGCGGGUGUAUUUGUGAAGUAACGGUGAGGGCUUUGUGCGGUUACAGGACUUUGCUGCCCCUUGGUGGUGCUUCAUGGGCGGUGCAAAUAAUUAAAAUAUUUCGUCAAAGAAACUGGUCGGACCCGACGCACCGCCGUGUCGUCAUCACUCAGCGCCCUGCUUAAAAACGGCGUCUGUUUUUGUGUCGCCGUCAAAGCUUUAUUACGAUGAGCGACGACGAAAAGCGUGAGCCGCGGAACUUUUUCAUGGGUUACGACGACCUCAGCGACAGCGACGGCGAUCCCGACGACGGAGAGCCGACGGUGGAGGCGCGCAGAGGCGGCGGAGGACCGGGCACGACGCGCGCGGCUGGCGGAGCCCCGUUACCGGGGCCGGACGAGCUGUUCCGCUCCGUCGCGAGGCCCGCUUUCCUCUACAACCCGCUCAACAAACGGAUCGACUGGGAAAGCCGCGUGGUGAAGGCGCCCGAGCAGCCUGCCAAGGAGUUCAAGGUAUGGAAGACCAACGCGGUCCCGCCCCCUCAGAGCUAUGUGGCGGAGCAGAAGAAGGGUCCUCCCCCUGGCAUGGACAUGGCCAUAAAGUGGUCCAACGUGUAUGAGGACAACGGAGACGAUGCCCCGCACGCUCCUGGGAGUCGCACACACUUCCUGCCCGAAGAGGAGCAGUCCAAAUCUGACGAGGACGAGGAGAAGGCGGAGAACAAGCCCAAGUCGGCGAAGAAGCGCCGUGUGGAGACGUUCCAGCAGAAGGAGAAGAGGAAGAGGGACCUCGGCCAGGCUACGUCCGACAAGAACUUCGUGGAGGAGGAGAAGCGGAUUCUCCGGCAGACGGCCGAGUGAGAGCCGCAGGCCUGGGCCUCGAGUUUCAUGCCGAGCCCAAGACGUGGCACUCAGGAGGGGCUGGACAUGACUUUUUCUGGAGGAGUUUUUAUUAAACUGGACUUUCCUGUCA
This is a messenger RNA of Electrophorus electricus (electric eel), 958 nucleotides long. RefSeq names its product chromosome 21 C1orf52 homolog (gene c21h1orf52). Lineage: Eukaryota; Metazoa; Chordata; Actinopteri; Gymnotiformes; Gymnotidae. The record is from RefSeq and is a predicted model, not a curated record.